Conger conger (European conger) is the source of this 5410-nucleotide messenger RNA. RefSeq names its product metal transporter CNNM1. Lineage: Eukaryota; Metazoa; Chordata; Actinopteri; Anguilliformes; Congridae. Gene Ontology annotation, molecular function: transmembrane transporter activity. Gene Ontology annotation, cellular component: plasma membrane. Gene Ontology annotation, biological process: transport; magnesium ion homeostasis. The record is from RefSeq and is a predicted model, not a curated record. The transcript has 11 exons. The coding region runs from base 1 to 2685 and encodes 894 amino acids.
AUGUGCUCGUGCAGCACACCGAGCAUCAUGGCUGCGGAUGCUGCGGCUACUUGUUCUCCGGUCCGCAUCCCGCCACCCCGUUUCCUGUCCCUUCUUCUGAUUUUGGUCACUUAUUUCCCCGCCACAGCCCGCGGACUGCUCGGUGUCCGCCCAGAGGAGACGGGAGGAGAGCUGUCCGUGGAGGACGGGGUGCUGAAGGCCACCGAAGGGACGCGGUUUAUGUUGCGCGUGUACUAUGCAGCUUCUCAGCCCAGGAUCAACAGAACUGUGACCGGCAGAAGCAACGCGGCCACAGCGCCUUGGAUCGCUUUCAUUGAGGAGCCCAGCCCGGGAAGAGAGGGGCAGGUCCACCCGAAACGAAACUUGUGCAUGGACAAGAACGCCAGGACUUCUGAUAUAGAACUACUGGGCUCCUUCAGAUCCGCCUCCAGUCAAAACUCGGUCUUGGUGGAACUUCUCGCCAAAGACCUACGAAGAGGAGAGAAAAUCAAAUAUUAUUCUAUGUGUGCCUUUGAUGGGGCAAAGUGGGAGCACUUUAGGACUAGAGAUUUCUGGCUUGCUGUGGUAGAGCGAUCCCCGGAACCUGACCUCUGGCUGCAAGUGCUUAUCUCCGUGGUGCUGCUGGGGCUUUCGGCGCUGUUCAGUGGGCUCAACCUGAGUUUGCUCUCGCUAGACCCCGUGGAGCUCCAGGUGCUACAGAACAGCGGCACUGACAAGGAGCAGAAGUACGCACGUAGAAUCGAGUCUGUCCGGAAACACGGAAACUAUGUACUUUGUACCUUGCUGCUGGGUAAUGCGCUCAUCAAUGCAUCCUUAGCGGUCUGGAUGUGUCAGAUUCUUGGAAUGACUUGGCUGUCCACUGCCAUCUGCACUUUCGGUAUAUUCUUUGUUGGUGAAAUCCUACCGCACUCUGUGGCAUCCAGGCACGGGCUGGCUAUCGCCUCAAAAACCAUCUGGGUUACCAGGCUUUUGAUGGUGAUAUCGUUUCCCAUCUCGUACCCAAUCAGCAAGCUGCUCGACACAAUUCUUAACCAAGAAAUCAGUAACUUUUACACCCGGGAGAAAUUACUAGAGAUGCUGCGAGUAACCGACCCAUACCACGACUUGGUGAAAGAGGAACUGAACAUUAUACAGGGAGCUUUAGAACUUAGGACCAAGACGGUGGAAGAUGUGUUAACUCCGCUGAAUGACUGCUUCAUGCUGGCCUCCGACGCUGUACUGGAUUUUAACACCAUGUCCGAAAUUAUGCAGAGCGGGUACACCCGAAUCCCCGUGUUUGAGAACGAGAGGUCUAAUAUCGUGGAUAUCCUGUUCGUCAAAGAUCUGGCCUUUGUCGACCCUGACGAUUGCACUCCUCUAAAAACCAUCACACAGUUCUACAAACACCCCAUGCACUGCGUUUUCAACGACACCAAGUUAGAUGCCAUGCUUGAAGAAUUCAAGAAAGGUAAAUCUCACUUGGCCAUCGUUCAGAGGGUGAAUAACGAGGGCGAGGGCGACCCCUUCUACGAGGUCAUGGGCAUCGUCACUCUGGAGGACGUCAUCGAGGAGAUCAUCAAGUCCGAGAUCCUGGACGAGACCGACCUCUACACUGACAACCGCACCAAGAGGAGGGUGUCCCACCACGAGAGGAAGCAGCAGGACUUCUCCAUCUUUAAGCUGUCAGAGAACGAGAUGAAGGUGAAGAUCUCGCCACAGCUGCUCCUCGCCACGCACCGCUUCCUGUCCACAGAGGUGGAGCCUUUCAAGCCCGCCCACCUGUCAGAGAAGAUCCUGCUGCGGUUGCUGAAGCACCCCAGCGUGGUGCAAGAGCUCAAGUUCGACGAGAAGAACAAGCGGGCGCCACAGCACUUCCUGUUUGUGCGGAACAAGCCGGUGGACUACUUUGUCCUGGUGCUUCAGGGCCGUGUGGAGGUGGAGUUCGGGAAGGAAGCCCUGCGGUUCGAGAACGGGGCGUUUGCUUACUAUGGCGUCCCCGCCAUCAUGCCCACUCUGUCCGCAGUCCACAGAUCCCCCUCCCGAAGCAGUGGACUGAACCGCUCUGACUCCAUGCUGUACGGGGGAAGCAUGAGCCAGCUGAACACCACUAACAGUGCCUACCUGCCCGAUUACUCCGUUCGCCAGCUGACCGACCUGCAGAUCAUCAAGAUCACGAGGAGCCACUACCAGAACGCCCUGACGGCCACGCGGAUGGACAGCUCCCCCCAGACGCCCGACACGGACGCCCAGAUGAACGAGGACAGCACGCCGGACCCCGAGGCCCCCGCGCCGGAGAGCCACGCCCCGCUGCCGCAGAGAGAGCCUCGGCCCAGCUCCGCCCGCUCCCGCCCGCAGCAGUCUGGAGUCCCACACAGCACCACGGUCCUCAACGAGAAGAACCGCAUCGUCCGCAGCAAGUCGGAUGGGCAGAAAAGCCCCAGCGACUCGGUGUUCCUGCGUAUGGACGAGAUCCCGUACAUCCGAGAGGACCGGCCCGAAGGCGAAGGAGAAAACGACACCAUUGCUGUUCCCAUGGAGACGGAAGCUCCCUCCUCCCCCUUCAUCAGCACUCUGUCAUUGAGUGGAUCAGAGGAAACGCUGGGAAAGAAAUUGCUCCUCAAACUAAGCCAUAAGAAGAGAAAAAGAUCUAAGGAUGGGGAAAGGACUCCUGAUGACAACUCAGAACAGCCCCUUGUGAAGACCUAGCAGGAAGUCAUAUAGGAGAUGAGGUGGUUGUGGAGGAAUGGAGGAUGCGUUUUCAGAGUAUUGGGACACAGCCCCUGAGACUUGCUGGGAGGAAUACUUCUCAGUUGAAGUCACCAAUGCUGAUACUGUACCUGGCAGUAUUAUACCAUAGCCACUUCAACAUACGGCAAUCAACAGUCAACCAGAGGCAACUGACAUUAUGUGACCGAUGAGACAGGACCACCUGGAAUGCAAGCAGAAUUUAUGAGUCUUUCAAGGGCAGGCUUUCUUCAACACUUUUCUGUUCAUCUCACAUUCAUCACUUACGGCAGGUAAAAUCAUGUUCUCUCAAUUUUACAUGAACAUAACAACAGAUUUAUAUUUUUCCUUGAUAAUAAUAUGACGCAUGUCAUAGCCUAUAUUUGAACAAAAAGCCAUAAGCUUGAAUGGAAUACAUUUUAAAAAGCCAGUUCUGUUCACAAACUUAACAAAAACAAAAUGAACAAAGUGGCACAAGUAAAAUGAAUGUGCCAAAACCGCAUAAAUGUUAAAACAUCUCAGGAGCUCUCUGGCAUAUUGAGAUCUAUGAUGGACAGACUGAGAUUUGUAUGGAUUAAUUGCUGACUUAUUAACCAAAUGACUAGGUUGACUUCUCUCACAUAGGUCCACUCUGAUUGGGUGGCCAUCUUCCCUGAAUGAUGACCUCACAGAAGAGUCCUCCAGUAGACUGCCCAUGCCCUCCCUUCAGCAAAGAGGCAAAGGGUGAGGCAUCAGUAGGGAGGGGGCUGUAGCUCUUUAAAGACAAGCUGAAAUUAAAACUCACUUUUUCCUUAAUUUAGUCAAUUCUUCAUAAUCAUACGGACACAUCUUAAAGUAUAUAUUCCAAAAAAUGUGAUAACAUUUUAAUACUUGUGUAUUUUCACACCUACAAUUUUUCCAUUCACUUCCUGCAAAACAAGAUUUUAAGAGAUUUGAGGACAUCGUGUAACAGUGGGAAUGUAUUUAGAUCAAAUGUCUGUCAAUUUUCUGUUUCCCUCCAAUCAGUAUCUUUUCAUGCCAUGGGCUCUGCUUCCCCCUCCUCAUUUAACAUCAGUCAAAUCGAUUCCCUGCCCUCUAAAAAACCCUCAGAGAAAAAGGAUGGGGUGUCUAGCAUUAUUAACCAUCACAUUUGGGUAUGUGAGACUGGGCAUUGUGGGUUGGGGGGCUGCUGUGGUUUUAGGUUUUCUCCUACACCUUAUACAAUGAUCACUAUUUAGCCACAGCUGGAACUGCAACCAAAGACUUGAACGAUCAGAAUUUUGUUCUACAUGAUGACUUACUACAGAUAAAAUCUGAAAUUCUGUAAAACAUCAAGUUUUGUUAACAAUACCCAUUUUGUGUCUUUUGUUCAUUCUUUGAUUUAGCCAUGGUUCUGAAAUUUUAAAACAAGUUUUCAGCCCCAAGUCCCAAAACGGUUUUCUUUUUAUUCGCGGGUUGGGGUGUUUGUAACCCCUUUAAGGCAUUAAGAGAUGGAGGAGGGGGUGCUGUUUUGCUGUAGAGCUUUGGGAAUGCCAAGCCAAUUGAACUGGGCCUCUUGUUUCUGCAUGCUUUGGGUACAGAUAAGCAUGAUGUAGGAACUCUUUGUGACUAGGGCAAUUCAGGCCACUCAGCCUCGGGAAAGUUGGGGUAAUGGGUGGUGUUUGAGGGGGGAGGGGGGUUUUGUGGUGGUACACAAGCAAGAGGGAAGGGAGUGAAACAGGUUAGAACAACUCUCGGCCCUCAGCAUGUGAGGAUGUGGCCUGAGUUCCAAUGUUGCCCUGACAGAUAUGCUCUUCUAAAAUACUCAAACAAGUAACUGUUAUUUAUUCAGGGUUCUUUAAAAAAAAAAGCUACAUAUAUCUUUUGUUUAAAUAACAAAAUGUAAAUCAUAGGAAGGCAUUUUGCAAUGUAAAAUUUAGAUUUACAGUUCUGAGUUACUAAACGGCACAUGCUGUCAGUCAGCUUGGGUGCAAGCAGGAGGGAGUGAGACACGAGGACUCGUCCUCUUGUGUUAUACGCUUUCCCUGCUGCAAUGGGUCUGUCAGAUCAGCUGUGGCACACAGGACACGUCAAGCAAUUUUCUAUUGUGCAAUACUAACUGCCAAACCUCUUCUCUGAGAGCACAUGGUGAGAGUGAACAAGAAAUGCAUCUCAGUGGUACAGCUGCAGCUGUGGGGGGAGGUUGUGCAGCUUGCUUCUCUCUCUCACACACACACACACACACACAAAGAGUAUUAAGAAUAACAAGCUCACCCUGCCCUGUUCAUAAUUGGUUCCAUCCUAAAUCCCACCCUUUAGGGGGCAAACCAUCAGGAAUGGUAGCAUGUUGUGAAUUCACAGUUCAGUGGGGAAUGCUAUUUUGAAUGUUACUGUAAAAAAACUGGAAAAAGAUGAGACAAAGGGACAAAGCAAACUGCGUGUGCAUGUGUGUGUGUACGUACAGGGGGGGUGGGUCAUAUGAAACACUCAUCACUAUUCACCACCAGUCAAGAGGUUUGGCAAGAAAUAGAUUAAUAGAUUUUAUAUUCUUAGAGGUUUUAAAGAAUACCCAAAUAUAUCAUUUUUUAUGAGAGAAAGAGAGAGCUUUAGAGACAAACAAGUUUAUGAUUUUAUGAGAUGUUUAAAUAGAUUUUUGGGAUAUUUAAUAUUUUAAAAAAGGAAAACAAACUUAACAAUUUUACAAUAUGUAUUAUGAACUUCCUCAGUAAAAAGAAACUUUCAAAACUGA